AAAUUACUAAACAUUGCCGCAAAUGACAUUGGUGGUUGGGCGCUCGCAGCGCCUCCCGUUACUCGAUGAUAACCCACCAACGUCAGAACCGGGAACUACAAUGAAUGUUGCAUGCGACAGUGUCAAGUGAUAUCAAGAAUAAGGUAGCAGAACCUAUCAAGUUAGGCUGCAGUGACUUGCUAUUUAUCCAAAUAAAUCUGCUAAGAAAAUAAUAUUGUUCAAUUUAAAGCUGUUCAAUCUACGUUCCGUGUACUGGCCUUCAACGUUGAACAGUGGUGCAUCAAUUAAGGUGCAUGUGUCCGACGACUAUGAAUCUGACAGUUCUGGUCAGUUUAUUUCAGUCGAUUUCUCUCGAAUCGACCGUAUCGAUGUUGAUUAGAGAAUGACACGAGGCGGUGCUAACUUCAAGUGUAGAAGCAAAGUAUUUUUGUCGUAUGGUGGGCAAUCCCAAGCGACCCGCUCCAGCCUGCGCUGGACUGCUGUCAGUAUUCUGACGCCUCGACAGAUUUUCACUUUUACUUAUGCCACGAGCACAGUCUGUACAAAAAAUCCGACCACCUGCAAUCAGUAGAACGUGAAUACUUCCACGCUAUAUCCUCAGCUCAAUUCUCACGCUGCCUUCCAUACUGUAACCCUGAAACGUUUCCAUCGCAAUAAUGAUUUUCGAAAAGAGAUUCCUCAACGUGAUGGUCCUCAGCUGGGGCUUUAUGUUGGUGUUUACAGCCUUUCAAACUAUGGGUAAUAUCGAGAAAACGGUUCUGGAAAGUAUAUCCCAGGACGAUCCGUCCUUUUCCGGGGAUGGAUAUACCAGCUUGGCCAUCAUCUACGCAGUCUUCGCCACCUGCAAUUGGUUAGCACCAUCUUACAUCUCAAUGACUGGUCCAAGAACAGCAAUCUUGACCGGUUGCUGCUGCUACAUCUUCUUCAUAGGGUCCUUCCUCUGGCCGCAUACAGUUCUGCUCUACGUGGCUUCGGCUGUCCUUGGCAUUGGUGCAGCUCUGAUAUGGACUGGACAUGGACAGUACCUCACGGAAAACAGCGACAGCGAGACAAUGUCCAGGAACGCUGGAAUAUUUUGGGCCAUCUUCCAGUCCUCCCUGUUCAUUGGAAAUCUUUUCGUUUACUUCAUGUUUACCGGGCCGACUAUAAAGGCAUCCACCAGGAACCUUGUUUUCUGGGUUUUAACGGUACUCUCAACAAUAGGAACUGCUCUUCUAGCUACCCUUAGAAAAGCGCCACGUAAAUUAGCCCUUGGAGAAGCCGAAGGAGUUUCCAGUGCAGAUAAGGAACUUCAGAUACCUGAGCCAAUGCGCGAGAGGCCCUUGAGCGCUGCCUGGCACGCUCUGCGGGAUGCUUUUAAGCUCUUCUUCACGAGGCGUAUGCUUCUCUUUGCUCUCACAUUUCUGUACACAGGCGUAGUACUGACUUUCGCCUCGGGAGUCUAUUCCCCGAGCAUUGGAUUCACAAAAGCCAUUGGGAAGAAUUCGAAAAGCCUAGUGGGUCUCUCAGGCAUUUGCAUUGGUAUCGGUGAGGUCGUUGGUGGUGCUCUUUUCGGAAUUUUGGCCUCGAAAACUGGCAAAUACGGCCGCUAUCCGAUCGUCCUAAUUGGUUUCAUUGUCCAUACUUUCGCCUUUGUCACAAUUUAUCUUAAUUUACCGAAUGACGCCCCAUUUCAGGAUACCGAUAACGUUGGCUACAUCAAUCCGCCCUCUGCCGCCCUCGCAAUGGUCGGCUCCACAGCCUUAGGGUUUGGCGAUGCCUGUUUCAAUACUCAGGUUUACUCUCUCCUUGGUAUACUUUACUCUACAGAUAGCGCCCCGGCUUUCGCUCUCUUCAAAUUUUGUCAAUCCGUUGCUGCUGCGCUCAGUUUCUUAUACAGCAGCCACCUUGGAUUGCACACCCAAUUGUGCAUCCUUAUGAUAGCGAUGUUCAUGGGCACAGUGGCCUUCUGCCUAGUCGAAUAUCGAUAUAGGAAAUCGUCAAAUACGGAUUCUCCGGAGGUCGACCCCGCACUCGUGGACGUCAAUAGCGGUGAGGAGUAAUUUUUAACAGAACUUGGUUGGUCUCUCCACAUGUCCAUUCCCUAAUGAAAAUUGUAUUGAGCCAGAUUUUCGGUAUUCGCCAAUGUCUAUUGUGACAUUUUAUAAUACCCUUCAUUAUACCCUAAAAACUAUAGUGAAUAUAAGAAACUAAUCUGGAGCUGCGCGCUGUCAUCUACUCCACAUUCCACCCCCUCUGCACCCUUCAUGGAGACUAAUUGCUCAUGGAAUGCCUAUGGAAGCCACUUCGGUAUCGCGUCGUUCAGGCUCUCAAGUCUAUAUCUUCAAAGGGUCACCAUAUUGUCCAUUGGACCAUUGCUCUUCCAUUAUACAGAUUACUUUCUACGCAAUAGGACCGCUUGUCGAUGAGUCAUAUUUGUGUGUAUAUAUAUAUAUAUAUAUAAAUGGCCGUUGACAGUGUAUUGACAGUGUUAACCCAAGUAGCAAUUUUUUCGAUGUUACAUAUGUCAGCCAAAAAGGCUUUAUAAAGAUAUUAGACGUAUUAGUCGGCUUAGAUUACAGAUAACUUUCUAGCGGACAUAUGUAACCCAUUUGGAUGACUUUUUCAUAACAUCGAAAAAAUAGUUACCUGGAAAUUCUCUGGCAUUCAUGACGCUGAGACAAGCUAAUUGAACGGCCAUUUGUACAGAUUUUAAGUAUUAUCUAAAAUUAUUCGCCGAGAGAAAACAAUAUUAAUGUUAAUGCUGAAUAAAUUUAUACAUGGUUUUUACUGUUA
Molecule: messenger RNA, 2775 nt
Organism: Cephus cinctus (wheat stem sawfly)
Lineage: Eukaryota; Metazoa; Arthropoda; Insecta; Hymenoptera; Cephidae
Product: UNC93-like protein MFSD11
Exons: 2
Coding region: 657-2042 (461 amino acids)
Source: RefSeq, a predicted model, not a curated record